AUGUCCAACCUAAAUGAGAAAGCGUUGCUAGCUAGUUAUCGAGUAGCUUUUCGUGUGGCUAAAGCAGGAAAACCUCACAGUAUUGCCGAAAAUUUGAUUUUACCAGCGGCUUUAGAUAUAGCAGAGGUUAUGUUUGGCAAACAAGAGGUUGAAAAGCUCAAAAGUAUACCUCUCUCUGACAAUACCAUUCAACGCACGAUAAGCAAUAUGGCGACUGACGUUCGUGAUCAAGUCAUAGAAAAAAUAAAGAAAAGUUCUUUUGUGUCCUUACAAUUUGAUGAAUCAACGGAUAUUGCGGGUUGUGCGCAGUUUGUAGCUUUUGUGCGUGUUGAAUCCAAUGAAAUAUUGAUGGAAGAAAUACUAUUUUGCAAGGCACUUCCCAAAAAUGCUACAGGUCAGUUCUUGCAUGACAUGUUCGUUGAAGCUACGCAAGAUAUGAAUAUCGAUUGGGCACAAAAAUGCAUUGCUAUUUGUAGUGACGGAGCAAAAGCCAUGACUGGUGCGAAGAGUGGAUUUAUUGCUAGACUGAAAGAACAAAUGCCAAACGCUUGUUGGAUGCACUGCUUUCUCCAUCGCCAAGCUCUUGCAGCCAAAACCUUGCCACAAGAAUACAGUCAAGUUCUAAAUAUUAUUAUUAACAUUGUAAAUUCUAUCAAAGGAAAAGCGUUGCAGACUCGAUUGUUUCGAAUCAUUUGUGAAGAUAUGGGGGCACUACACCGCAAUUUGCUUUACCACACAGAGGUUAGGUGGUUAUCAAAAGGCAAAGUACUGACCAGAGUUGUGGAACUUCGCGCUGAAUUAUUAGUAUAUUUACAACAAGCCAAGUCACAUUACUCUGAAUUCAUUUCUGACCCGGAAUUCCUUUUGAAAUUGGCUUUUAAUUAUUAA
Molecule: messenger RNA, 888 nt
Organism: Onthophagus taurus
Lineage: Eukaryota; Metazoa; Arthropoda; Insecta; Coleoptera; Scarabaeidae
Source: RefSeq, a predicted model, not a curated record